AUGAAGCUACAUUCCUCCACUUACACCGGCGCCAUCUUCACAGCUCUGCUGCAGCCCAGAUUAGCGUCGGCGGCCUUUGACACCUCCAACAGUACCAUGUUGCUGUUGAGCAAUGACUCGACAUUUAACUUUGACUUGCUCACUGCCCUCGGCGAGUCUAUCACCGGAGGAGGCGACGUCGGGCCUAUUCUCGGCGCUGCCAAAGAGAUUGAAGCCGGAAACAUGACGUCCUUCGUCGACGUCUUUUAUAAGCUCGCAACCGACACCAGGGCUCAGGCUCAAGAUCCAGAUAAUGCCGCGGACCCUAUCAAUGUCAGGGACACGUGGCUUUCUGCGGCGUCGUACUUCCGCAGGGCUGACGCCUACCUCCACGGCAACUGGAGUGAUCCGCGCAUCAACAGCAUAUGGGCUGAGCAAAUGGAGGCGUUUGACAAGGGGUUGGCUGCCUUGCCUAUCCCCGGCAAGCGCAUCCGCAUCCCGGCCACCCAGGACAACUUUACCGUCGAGGCCAUCUGGUACGCUGCUUCCGACAGCAAGGACGACAAGCUGCCGACCAUGAUUAUCGGCAACGGUUUCGACGCCGCGCAGGAGGACUCGUACCAGAACUUUGUCGCGCCCGCGCUGGCCCGGGGAUGGAACUGCAUCACCUACGAAGGGCCAGGCCAGCCAACUGUGCGCCGCAACCAGGACCUUGGCUUCAUUCCUAACUGGGAAAAGGUCGGCAUUCCCGUCGUAGACUACCUUCUCUCGGAGAAGAAGGACGUCGUCGAUGAGAACCGCAUGGUCCUCGUGGGUAACUCCCUUGGUGCCUACCUGGCUGCCCGCGUCGCGGCCUUUGAGCCCCGCCUGGCGGCCACUGUCCUCAUCGACGGCGUCUGGGAUAACUACGAGGCGUACAUCCGGGAGCUAUCGCCCGAAAUGCUCUCCAUCUACGAGGCGGGAAACUACUCGCAGUUUGAUGACGCGCUUCUCUCGGCCCGGGAGGCCGGAGAGCUCCCCACCGGCGCCGCCUGGGGCAUCGACCACAGCCUGUGGGCGAUCCACACGCACUCGCCCUCUGACUUCUUCACCAAGAUCAAGCAGUACAACGUCGCGUCCUUUAUUAGCAAGAUCAAGAUGCCCGUGUUCGUCGGCGAUGCCGAGCUAGAGAGCAGCUAUGUUGGGCAGCCGAAGAAGGUGGCGGACGCGCUCGGUGACUGGGCUACUCUGCAUACCUUUAAAGGUGCUGCUGGCUUCCAUUGUCAGACUGGCGCUGGGCAGGAGCUUUCGAGGGCGGUCCAUGCCUGGCUGAACAAGACUUUGGGUAAGGCGGGCAAGGGCGACUGCAAAUAG
This is a messenger RNA of Beauveria bassiana ARSEF 2860, 1332 nucleotides long. RefSeq names its product 2,6-dihydropseudooxynicotine hydrolase. The transcript has a single exon. NCBI's taxonomy places the organism in Eukaryota, Fungi, Ascomycota, Sordariomycetes, Hypocreales, Cordycipitaceae. The coding region runs from base 1 to 1332 and encodes 443 amino acids. The record is from RefSeq and is a predicted model, not a curated record.